Scylla paramamosain (green mud crab) is the source of this 4541-nucleotide messenger RNA. RefSeq names its product proto-oncogene tyrosine-protein kinase ROS-like. Gene Ontology annotation, molecular function: cytokine receptor activity; cytokine binding. Gene Ontology annotation, biological process: cytokine-mediated signaling pathway. Bases 171 to 4403 code for a protein of 1410 amino acids. Gene Ontology annotation, cellular component: external side of plasma membrane; signaling receptor complex. The transcript has 24 exons. The record is from RefSeq and is a predicted model, not a curated record. NCBI's taxonomy places the organism in Eukaryota, Metazoa, Arthropoda, Malacostraca, Decapoda, Portunidae.
GUGAUGAUCUCUCAGUCUUCUAUUAGCCACUGGAAGGUUAACACGCACAUCACCACUCUCACUCACUAUAUUACUCAUUCCUGCACUCAUCUGUACAAGUGACGCACCCAACAUGACCCCGACGCGGCCCGGGUCACGCUACUGACGGACCGGUGACCUAAGCCUCAAGAAUGGUGACCUGGCGGGUAGUGGUGGUGGUGGUUGUGACCUGUUCGGCGCUAAGGUCACGUGCGCAGGUCACCGUGGAUUGUGACCAUGUGUGUCAGAAGGUGGAGAACGUUCACGACGAGGAGGAAAUGGAAUGUGACGCGCCGUGCAGGAGAGACCAGUGUCUGGCGGGGUGUGACGACUGGCGGGAAGGUCUGGACGCGUCUUGCCAGGACCUGUGUUCUGGCCUGGGGUGGAGUAACGACGGCCCGCUGCACCGCUGUACCAUGGGGUGCGUGUACGCCGCCCAGGACUACGUGGACCGCAUCAGAGGUAUAUUAGGAACCCCGGGGGCGCCUCACCUGAUCGGGGGCAGCUUGGGGGCGUCCAGCGUGGGUCUGAGGUGGUCAGGCGCCCCCCAGGUACCCCACGCAAGGUACUUGGUGCAGUACCGCCACGAGGGGUCUGCCACGUGGGUGUACUAUCGCCCACACCACCCACUCAAUACUACCCAUGCUGCUGUCACACACCUCACGCCAUACACUAAGUAUCAGUUCCGCGUGGCGUGGGUGGUGCUGCCAGGCCACGCCCCCAUCAUGUCCGCCUCCAGUUUAUACAUCAGCACCCUCGCCUCAGGACCCCCCCGCUCACCCCCCACGGGCGUGAAAGCGGUGCCACUGGACGGGUCGCGGGUGGAGGUGACCUGGGAGCCCCCUGUGUCACCUGGGGGUAACCUUAUCUUCUAUACCCUGUACCUGAGGGCGCAGCAGGGGGGCAGGGAGAUCAGGGACACUAUCAAGGCUCACGAGGAGAGGAGGUACAUCCUCUCAGACCUCACCCCUAACACCACGUACACCCUCAACCUGACGGCGAACAACCAGGAGGGGGAGGGUCCUGCUGAAGCCACCACCAUCACCACCUACCCCAAUGCCCCAGCUGUGGAUGAUGGACAGGGCUACUUGCUGCUAACGUCGGGUUCCAGUCUGCUCAAGUUAGGCCUGGAUACAAUUGAUCCUCUGCAACAUAUUUACAACACUUCGCGCAGGCACCAGAUUAUGGGUAUGGCAAUUCACAUCAGACUGGGCAUUGUGUACAUUAGUGACAGCAGCGGCUCGAUUCUUCAACUCCACCCAACUACAAACCGCUUUCGAAUCCUCCUGUCUGCCAAUCACCUCCACGGGCAUCCACUCGGCCUCUCGGUGGAUUGGCUAAAUGGACACCUGUACUACAUCAUCCGGCACGGUCAGGUGUGGCAGGUGUGGAGGUGUGGGCUCAUGGGGUCGUCGCCGCAGCCUGUCCAUGGGGAGUUGCAGUAUGAGGCCAAACAUCUACAGGUUGACCCUUUUAAUGGGUACAUUUGGUGGAUAUCAGAGGACCUUGAGCCCGGCCUGCACCGCCUUGACCUGCGAUCUGACAGAGCUGGGGCAGGGUCAGGAGGGGAGGAGGGGGGCAGUGGAGGAGGGGACGGGGGGCUAGGAGGUGGAAGAGGCCCUGAGGUGGUGCUGGAAUCCUCUGAUCUGGGGGGCCUGGUGCUGGAUCCUCCCAAUUUUCAAGUCCUUGUUGCUGAUCGGAGGAAGAAUGCAAUUUUGGCCGUGUCUUUAGAUGGCACGUCCGUCACCCGCCUACACCCGAAUACCCAGCAGGCGUUCUUCCGCAACCUGUCGUCUGUUGUGUACCUCCACCGCCGUUUCUUCUGGACUGAUGGCAAGGAGGUGCUGACUGAAGAGCUCAACAACGGGACCUUCUAUCAUAACAGUUACCUCCUGGUGGGGAACGUAAGCAUAGGUACUCUGGUGGCGGUACACAAGUCCACCCAGCCUGUGCCAGUGCCCCUCAACCCCCCAACUCAUUUGCAAGCUGUCUUCACCCGCCGCUCUGCUACCCUCACCUGGAACACACCUGUCCUGCCUGCUCUGAUGGGCAGCGGUGCGUGGCAGGACUGGCGGUACGAGCUGCACAUUAGGGACGGCCGCCGCACCAUUUACAAGAACAACAUCACCACCACGGAAUACUUGGUGGCCAGUCUGCUGCCCGCCACCUUCUAUGUCAUCAAGGUCAGAGCUUACUCUCAGGAUGGAUACGGGCCUUGGAGUGCUGAGUUCCGCGGCAGCACCCUAGACAACACCCCAGAUGCACCCAGACUUGUCCUGGCCACCGACACACAGCUGCUUAUGACCAACCUAGCUGGCAGUGACUCAAAAGUGGCCGUGUCGCAGGCUAGGCUGAUGGCUGAACUGAAGGGCGGCCGUAUCAGCGACCUGGCCUUCUACCGGGAUGCACUUGUGCUGGCGGUGACCAAUCAGAGCAGCAUCUUGGUCAACACCACCAGCGGUACCUUCAGAAGGCUGGCAGGGACCAAGGGUGUGCUGAGUCUUGCUGUGGACUGGGUGGUGCAUAGACUCUUCUGGGCCAACCCUCAUAAGCAGAUGAUUGGGUGGAGUGGCAUGGAGGACGCAGCACAUGGCCCCUUCAAUGUGGUGACAGCUGCGAGGGAGGUGAGGGUGGAUGCACUGCACGGCCGCCUCUACUGGACCACCUCCCACGCUCUCCUCUCCUCCACCCUCGCUGGUAGAAACAUCUCCACACUCCACCGCGAGGGGAUCUUUAGCGGCAAGCAGGUGUAUGGCUUGACAGUGGAUGCAGGUGGAGGGCGAGUGUGGUGGGUGGUGAGGGAUGUGGAGGGAUGUCACCUGUACUCCGCCACCCUCUCCGCUCCCUUCCACCCGCCCCACCUCACAGGAACACCCAAACUGCUUCCUCAUAGUGUGCAAGUCGGGUCAAUGUGGUACCUGUCUGAGCGUCUGGUGUGGCUGGAAGAAGACGGAGACACAGUGGUGGCGGACAUCAGUCUCAACAACUCCGCGUCACUCCACACCGCCAGCCUCAAAGUGUCCAAGUUCACUGUGGUUCUUGCCGCCCUCCACCCUGCCCCUGAAGGCGUCACAGCACCAGGCGUUCUUCCGGGGCGCAUAGAGACUGAAGGCGUGAAGGUUUUGGGUGGUGGUGACUGGGACAACUUCACCAUCACCUGGCCUGCCAUCACCACCAUCACCCACGGGGAUCUGGUGUACGAGGUGGUGGUGGGGGAGGCCAAGACACCCAUCAUCACCACCAACACCUCCCUGUCCUACACCAACGCUUCCCUGCCCCCCUAUUCCCCGCUGAGGGUGUCGGUGCGAGGGGUGACCAACUGGGGGGUGGGGCCGAGGGUGGUGACGGAGCUGAGGACGCCGCCAGCUCUCCCAGGGGCACCUCAGGACCUCAGGACGUUUAUUAUGAGGCCAGUCAAGGACAGCCCCCCAACCAUCUGCCUGCGCUGGUCUGCCCCGACACACCCUAAUGGAGCACUGACAGGCUACACGGUUGCCUUCUGGGUGGGGCAGGAGGCAGCCAAUGGGAGUUCCAGGGAAGUGUGGGUGCCUGCUGCCCCUACACAGUUCCUCCUCCAUGACCUUGAUCCUUCUACAGUAUACACAUUCAGGGUGUCAGCAAUCAACACAGUGGGAGAGGGGCCAGCCAGCACAGCAGUCAGCACUCAGCCACAGCACCACAGCCCCCUCCCACUGCUGCUAGUGGUGCGUGCUAACCAGUCACGCGCCACAAGCCUGGAUGCCGACCUGGGGGUGGAGGAGACACUGGUGUCGGGGGGCGCUCUAGGGGUGCGGUUCGUGGCUCCUUUGCUCCCCCAUUACAUCAAGGCGAUCCCCAGUGGUGCCUCUAAUGCCUAUGCGAGUGCUCUGAGUGCUGAACUGCCUUCGUUGUUGUCCUCUUCGUCGUUAAAACAGCCUGAUCGUGUCUCAUCUUCAUCAUCUUCCUCUCCUUUGUCUUCUAAAACAUCAAAAUUUCCAUCUGUUUCCUCACCCUCUUCCACACCCACAGAAAACCAUGAUUCUCCAUCUGUUACCACCUCAAACACCUCCGCUCCGUCAGUCAGCAUCUCCACGCAAUCCGUCAUCCACUCCACCUCCCCGUCCACCUCCUCCACCUCCCUGCUAGCAUGGAUGGACAUCAACUCUGACAUUUUCCUCACUCACAGCCACACCAAUGCGACAGAGAGAGUCCUGAGGCUGGUGGGGGAGGGAGUGGGCCUGGCGCUGGACUGGGUGGGGGAGGUGGUGGUGUGGGGAGAGAAGAGACCGCCCUCCCCCAACAUGACCCUCCACUCCCUGACCCUGUGGAGGAAAGGAGGGGGGGCAGGAAGAUCAGGGAGGUGGUGGUGCAGGGAAAAGUGGUCGGCUUUCUUCUCUCUUCAAUGACAAGCCAAGUGUUUGUGGUGCACAGCGUGGGCCAGCGGCUGCAGCUGUCUGUGAUGGGGCUGAAGGAUGGCAAAGAGCUGGAGAAUGUGUUUGAUCAGAAGAGGAGUCAAAAAUGCAACUGCAGGAGGAACCCUAACC